Molecule: messenger RNA, 1414 nt
Organism: Capsella rubella
Lineage: Eukaryota; Viridiplantae; Streptophyta; Magnoliopsida; Brassicales; Brassicaceae
Product: probable magnesium transporter NIPA7
Exons: 8
Coding region: 205-1185 (326 amino acids)
Biological process (GO): magnesium ion transport
Cellular component (GO): membrane
Molecular function (GO): magnesium ion transmembrane transporter activity
Source: RefSeq, a predicted model, not a curated record
CUUCUUCUUCCUCUUCUCUCUCUCUCCCUGAUUACAAGCAGAUUAAUUAAUUUACAGGAGGAGGUUUCCUUCUUCUUCUGUGGCGGCCAUUCGUGUAUGAUCAAAAACUAUCAGAACCAGUUCAUCCGGAUUCUUGCCAUUCGUUUGUAUCUUUUCCCAUACGAUUUAGGGGUCGUCUUCCUUUAGGCUGAGAGAAACUAAAAGAUGUUGUCGGACAAUGAGAUGGGUUUGGUAUUAGCUGUGUCUUCUAGUGUAUUCAUAGGUUCCAGCUUCAUUUUGAAGAAGAAAGGUCUCAAGCGUGCUGCUGCUAACGGCACCCGAGCUGGGUUUGGUGGUUAUACAUAUUUGUUAGAGCCCCUUUGGUGGGUAGGCCUGGUCACAAUGACUUUUGGAGAAAUUGCAAACUUUGUUGCUUACGUCUAUGCACCGGCUGUACUUGUCACUCCUCUUGGUGCAUUGAGUAUAAUCAUCAGUGCUGUUUUGGCACAUUUCCUGUUAAACGAGAAACUUAGGAAAAUGGGAGUUUGGGGAUGUGUUUGUUGCAUCGUGGGCUCUGUUAUGAUUGUCAUACACGCACCUCAGGAGCAGACUCCCAAUUCUGUUGAAGAAAUCUGGACACUAUCAAUGCAGCCAGCAUUUCUAGUUUACGUAGCUAUAUCAAUGUCGAUUGUCCUGGCUUUGAUUCUGUAUUGUGAACCUCUCUGCGGCCAAACCAACGUUCUUGUUUAUAUCGGAAUUUGUUCAUUGAUGGGUUCUCUCACUGUUAUGAGCAUAAAGGCUGUGGGGAUUGCGAUAAAGCUAACAUUGGAGGGGAUAAACCAGAUUUGGUAUCCAGAGACAUGGUUUUUUGUCAUGGUUGCAGCAAUCUGUGUGGUAAUGCAAAUGAUUUACCUUAACAAGGCGCUAGACACAUUCAACGCAGCAAUUGUUUCUCCUAUCUACUACGUGAUGUUUACAACCCUCACAAUUGUUGCGAGUGCGAUCAUGUUCAAGGACUGGAAUGGGCAAAACACAGAAAGCAUAGCCUCUGAGAUUUGUGGGUUCAUCACAGUGCUUACAGGAACAGUUAUACUGCAUGCAACGAGAGAAGAGGAACAAGCUUCUUCAGGAAGAAGGAGAUGGCAGGAUUCAGGGAAGAGCUUUGAUGAAGAACAUCUGACAAGUUUGUACAGUCCUGAAUAUUAGCAACACUAGGUAAAAAUAUAUAAAAUCUUGUCCCUCAAAGUAAACCCUCUUUGUGCUGCAAACUGAGGGAGGUUGGUUCUCUAACUCUCUUAGAGGGGAAACAAUGUAGGCUUGUUGUGUAUACUUGAUAGUUUUGUUGUAAUAGUCUUUUGUGGUUUCUCUAUCUAAAUUUGUCCAUUUAUUAUAAAUUCUUUUUAGUUCUUAGUACAAUUAUCUUUUUAAAACAAAA